CGGGUAUUUCUCCUUCGGUUACUGGCUCGAAAUUUGAAUUUUUUUCGGAGGAAGAGUUGAGGCCGAUUCUGGAGGUGAAGACAUUAAUAUAGGUGAUAAAUAUUGAAGGCCAAGUUUCUCAAUGUGAACAAACGAUGUCUUCCUUUAUUAUUGGCUCUAGCAUCUUGUACACAGAGAGUUUUCUCCUGAAUCGGUCCCCUGACUAAAUCAAUGUGAACAGAGCUAUGUUCUUCUGUGCUGAAUGGUUUUAAUCAUGUCAUGUCUCUGCUAAAUGUUAUUUGUGAAGUUCUUGAGUACUUUGGAAUAUCAUCUGACAUACUCUUAUCACUAUGGCAAAGGAAACCGUAUGGCCAGUCUCGUAGCAUUGUACGAAGAAUAGGUUCAGCUCUUCCAUUAAAUCAUUGGCCCAGAAUCUGCUUUCAGCUUUUAGAAAGGCUAAACAUACCUGACUUCAGAACGUACACCCCUGAACCCACGGUUCCAUCUCUGGCUGAUGCAGCAUGGAUUGCUGAUGAUGAAGGUGAUACUUUCAUUCGAUUUAGGAAUGAAGUACGCACAGCAAAAGUUCAAUGUAUGAUUAGUUCAGUGCAGGAGCAUUACCAGUCUACAACUUCGGUAAAUCAUUUAAAAAGAAAGAACAAUACUUUAUACCAUGGAGUAUCGAAUGAAAAUGCCUUAAAUAAAAUCUCUCAACUUGAAGAUGAAUUGUCUCGUCUGAGGUCGCAGAUUGCCAUGAUUAUCUCAGGACAAGAUCAAGGACAAGUUUCUGAUUGUUUAAGGCAGUUAAAAUCAAAUGGUUUGGAAUCAAAUGGCUUUUCUGUUCCUGGUACUCCUGCCUUUGUUCCGCCUCCAAAAUUAGCAUCAACACCACUUGGUGCUCUGAGUAAUCCAUCGGUAGCAGCUACUGAACAAGCAUUGCCACCGCCACCGCCACCGCCACCACCGUUAACUACUGAAAAAAAUGUUGCUGCAUCUGAAGAUCUCAAACAAGACUGCCAGGCUUUGAAGAUACGUUCUAGAGAUGCAACCAUCAAACCAAUGCUAACUAAGAAACCCUCAAAUUCCUUUAACAUGAUGAAUGUAUUGAAGGAUAUGCAGAAUGUCAAAUUAAGAGUAGUAGAAAGGUCACCAGGAGGGACACCUGUAGGGAAGAAACCUGCAAGGAAACCACAUAUUUCUGAUCCAGCAGCACUUAUUGCUGAAGCUUUAAAACAAAAGUUUGCACACAGGUACCUUAAUGAUUCUUCUGAUAAGGAAAAUGAAUCCUUUGAAUUUUCUCCUCUAUCAAGUCCAGAGACUUCAAGGUUUGGGCGGCACAUCCAAAGACAUGACAACCAAAAUACUGUGAAGAAUGGUAAAAUAGUGCAACCAGGAAUGUAAAUGUUUGCAAAUACUAUUAAUUAAUCAGGGGAAAAGAAGUAGGGCAAUAUUGUUGUAAGGGGUGUUUUGUAAAAUGGAUACAAGUGACGGGAGAGAAAAGUCAUGCACUGAGUAUAACUUGAUAUUUAGGAAGGCUAGUGCAAGGUAUUGUAAAUUUUAAAUGUGAUGCUUUCUAAGUUAGCUAGAAUUUGUUAAACUAUUCUUGUAAGAAUUUUUCCAAAGAGACCUUAUUAAAUUCAAAAAAUUGCAUGCUUGGAAAAUUUUGGCUAAUGCUGUGUCAGCGCUAAAUAAUCUUUUUAAUUAAAGUUUCUUUUAUCUUUGGAUUAUACUUGUAAAUUUUGAAAUUAUUGUUUCUCUAGCUGUGAUUAGAGUUAAGUGGGAUAAAGUCUUGUAAAUGUACAUUUCAUCAAUUAAACUGAGUGACAAAUGCUUAUUGUUUGCUUUAAUUUUUACUAAGUGCUACUGAAUAUGAAAGCCAUCUCCACAUAAAGCAUAUUGGAUAUUUAAUGUAUUUUAAAUAUUUUGCUUCAGAUUAGGUUCAAUUUUUGAGGCUGUAGAAAGUAUUCCUUUCAGUAAUUGUGAUUUCCUUGGGAAGCUGUUGGAGGAUGUGCACAUAUCUAUUUUCUAUUCCAAUAUUUCAUUUUGAAGGAGCAGAUUGCUUUGUUUUGAUAGGGACAUAAAAC
Molecule: messenger RNA, 2063 nt
Organism: Hypanus sabinus (Atlantic stingray)
Lineage: Eukaryota; Metazoa; Chordata; Chondrichthyes; Myliobatiformes; Dasyatidae
Gene: mtfr2
Product: mitochondrial fission regulator 2
Exons: 9
Coding region: 259-1380 (373 amino acids)
Biological process (GO): mitochondrial fission; aerobic respiration
Cellular component (GO): mitochondrion
Source: RefSeq, a predicted model, not a curated record